AUGAAGGUUGAAAUUGACUCCUUUUCCGGUGCUAAGAUCUACCCAGGUAGAGGUACCUUGUUUGUCCGUGGUGACUCCAAGAUCUUCAGAUUCCAAAACUCCAAGAGCUCUUCUUUGUUUAAGCAAAGAAAGAACCCAAGAAGAAUCGCCUGGACCGUCUUGUACAGAAGACACCACAAGAAGGGUAUCACCGAGGAGGUCGCCAAGAAGAGAUCCAGAAAGACCGUCAAGUCUCAGAGAGCCAUCGUUGGUGCCUCUUUGGAGUUCAUCAAGGAGAGAAGAUCCUUGAAGACUGAGGUCAGAAAGGCUCAAAGAGAGGACAAGAAGAAGGCCGACAAGGAAAAGAGAAAGGCCGAGAAGGAGAAGAGAAAGGCUGAGAAGGCCAAGUCUGCCGGUGCCCAGGGCGCCAAGGUCUCCAAGCAACAAGCCAAGGGUGCUUUCCAAAAGGUUGCUGCCUCUUCCCGUUAA
Messenger RNA from Lachancea meyersii CBS 8951, 468 nucleotides. The record is from the annotation of a GenBank genome assembly. NCBI's taxonomy places the organism in Eukaryota, Fungi, Ascomycota, Saccharomycetes, Saccharomycetales, Saccharomycetaceae.